UCAAAUUCAGGGACCAAUACAUAAUGUUUAUAUUUAAACAAACGGGUUAGGCUCCGAAAUCGAGUAACGAAUUUCUAAAACCCUCAAAAGCCACCAUCACACCGCCAUUAGCCAGCUGCUUCUUCCAAGUUCCGAAAAUUCAAGGAUUUUUCUAAAGGAAGAAAUAGAAGAAAGGGAAAAAUGUCAUCGUUAAGGAAUGCUAUACCAAGGAAAGCUCACAAGGAGCGAUCUCAACCGCAAUCAAGAAAGAAAUAUGGACUUCUUGAGAAACACAAGGACUAUAUUGUCCGUGCAAAAGCUUUCCAUAAAAAAGAGGAAGCUUUACAGAGGCUUAAAGAGAAAGCUGCUUUCAGGAAUCCUGAUGAGUUCUACUUUAAGAUGAUUAAAACUAGAACUGUCGAUGGAGUUCAUCGGCCAGAAAGUCAAGCAAAUAAAUACACUGAAGAAGAAUUGUUGUUGAUGAAAACACAAGAUAUUGGAUACAUUCUUCAGAAACUGCAAAGUGAAAAGAAAAAAAUUGAAAAGUUGACUGCCACAUUGCACUCUCUCAAGAAUCAGCCAUCAAACAGGCAUAUAUACUAUGUAGAAGACAGGGAGGAGGCUAAAGAAUUAAGAUCUCAAUCUUCAGCAAAUGAAAUCGUCCCUGCAUUGGAACAUGUUCCUGAACAAAUUAAGAGGAAAAUGAACAGUUCCUACAGAGAGCUAGAGGCUCGGAAGAAAAGGGCGAACCAGUUGGAGAAAUUAUAUGCCGAUAUGGCUUUGCAGAAGGAAUUACAGAAAAAGGGUAAAAAGCGCAAACUACGUGAAGAUGAAAUUGUCUGUCCAACUUCCAAACCAAUAUAUAAAUGGCGAUCAGAAAGAAAGCGGUGAAAGGAAUUACUGAUUCUUGUGAAUGAAGUCUGAAGAUUAUGUUUGAAACUCUGAAAGUUUAAGCUCUGAGUCAGCUAUAAGGGAAACUGAUGAGCCACCUAAACAGGUGGGAUGCGAUGACAAUGCAUUCAAAUCUACCCAUCUAUUUCUAAAUUUUGACUAUUAUACCAUUCAACUUAUUUGUCAGUUGGAAAAAUGAGUUUGAUCUCAUUGUAGUUUACGAGUUCAAUUUGCUGGCUAUCCGAUAAAUUUGGACCUACUGCAUAUUUGUUUUUGGUGCUCAUUAGGAAGCCUUCUCUUUAUCUACGUUAAUUUUAGUUGUUUUUGCAA
This is a messenger RNA of Ricinus communis (castor bean), 1200 nucleotides long. Its product is annotated as probable U3 small nucleolar RNA-associated protein 11. Gene Ontology annotation, biological process: rRNA processing. The transcript is spliced from 10 exons. The record is from RefSeq and is a predicted model, not a curated record. Gene Ontology annotation, cellular component: small-subunit processome; nucleolus. The coding region runs from base 181 to 870 and encodes 229 amino acids. Lineage: Eukaryota; Viridiplantae; Streptophyta; Magnoliopsida; Malpighiales; Euphorbiaceae.